CCUCCCCUCAGUCUUGCACAGGUGUACCGGCUCCUCCCCUCAGUCUUGCACAGGUGUACCGGCUCCUCCCCUCCAGUUUUGCACAGGUGUACCGGCUCCUCCCCUCCAGUCUUGCACAGGUGUACCGGCUCCUCCCCUUCAGUCUUGCACAGGUGUAUCGGCUCCUCCCCUUCAGUCUUGCACAGGUGUACCGGCUCCUCCCCUUCAGUCUUGUACAGGUGUACCGGCUCCUCCCCUCCAGUCUUGUACAGGUGUACCGGCUCCUCCCCUCCAGUCUUGCACAGGUGCUCCGGUUCCUCCCCUUUAGUCUUGCACAGGUGCCCCGGCUCCUCCCCUUCAGUCUUGCACAGGUGUACCGGCUCCUCCCCUUCAGUC
Molecule: messenger RNA, 375 nt
Organism: Staurois parvus
Lineage: Eukaryota; Metazoa; Chordata; Amphibia; Anura; Ranidae
Source: the annotation of a GenBank genome assembly